UUGUUGGUUAUGCAUUUUUCUGUGGCAGCGGUGCAUUCUUUCUCGACUCCCGUGUGUCAGAUCAGUGUAAAAAAAUCAAGCAUCUGUGAAUUCGCGGAUCGAACAAAAUUGUCCGGAUUGUCCGUCGUGAAACACGAUAUUUUCCCUUGCUCGAAGCAGAAAAGUGAUUUUGAUUUGCGUUGCCUUUAUUCAAAAUCCUGAACAGCAGCCAAACAUCUUUCGGAUUAGGACAGAAGCGUCUCAAGGGUCGUGUUCGUGUUCCGCGAGAUUCGUAGUGACAGCUGAAGAAAGUGGUGUGGCGGUGAAAGGAGGUGGAGAAGUGCCAAAACGGGGCUAGAAAAACGCAGUGAGUGAUACUAAAAUCUGGCAGCGGAAAAAUCGAAUUUUGACCUCAUCCUCGUUUGACGUGCGUGUGUCGAACGGUACCCGGAACGGAUUUUCGGGAAGAAUCGCCCUCUGCCCAUAAAGAGCGCCUUCAGCUGCGCUCCUCUGGAACAGGAAAGGAAAACUUCGAAUCCGUAAAAGUGUUGCCGAUUUGGUGCGUGGGCUUUUUCCUCCUCUGUGCUGCUGCCGUGACAUUAUUUGGCUUUUUAAGGGAUUGGAUUCUGCCGAAGGCCAUUGCCGUCGCGACGCCGAAGGAAGUAGCAGCAGCAGCAAGAAGCGGAACGAUGGGCGAGCAUUCUUUGCAGCAGGGACAAACGAGUUCCGACCAGGGGCAGCAACAGGGAACCGAUUCAGCUGCGGCAGCCGGAACAUCCACUUCCAAUCGACAGCAACAGCUGCUGCUGGAGGGUGAAUUGCGUGACAUCCGGCAGCUGUUGUGGGGUCCCAGCAUCCGACCGGAAGUGUUCCGCCGGUGGUCCCAGGGGUUCGAUUUUAGCCAGCACGAACCGUCGGCUCUGGUCCAGCACGAUGGCGGACCGUGUUGUGUAAUCGCUCCGGUGCAGGCCUACCUGCUGAAGAUUUUGCUCAUGGAGACACCCGGCCACAGCUUCAGUGAUUUAACCCCGGACAAGUGCAAAACCCUGCUCAUCCAAGCCAUCUGCCAGAUUCUGAUGAAAUGCAAAUCCUCCAAGUACCGGAUCGUUAGCCUGCGCGCUAACCGGCAGGCGGCCGCCGGCAGUGGCGUCGGAGGUUGCCCCUCGUCGUCCGCGGCAGCCCUCCCAGAAGAGAUAGAUGGCGAUGCCGAGAUGGUGGACGCCCUGGAGAACGUGCCGUCGCACGAGCAGCUGGAACUCGGGGUGGAUGCCGCCAUGACGGCCACCGCAGCUGCCUCGGAUUUAGUCAAUCAGAACACCAUGGAGGAGGGGGCGGCGUCGGUGGCGGCGGCAGAAGCCCUGGAAGGCGCGGCCGAUCAGCUGAAUCCGGAAACGUUCCACGAGCGGCUUUGCGUCAGCGAGCUGGAACAGAUCGACGACGUCGAGAAGUAUUAUGCCGGAAACUUUCACGUGCUGGCCGACGAGUGCGGAGUGCUACUUCUGUUGUAUACGGUUCUGCUGACGAAGGGAGUGGAUAACGUACUAAGUGAGGUGUCGGACACAUCUGAACCGCUGAUACACGGCACGUACGGAUACGGUAGUCAGGCACUGAUCAAUCUCAUGUUGACGGGGCGGGCCGUUCCCUACGUUUGGGACAACGAACAGGAUGUCGGUGGAUUAAAACUGAAAGGCAUCACACAGCAGUCGGACAUCGGGUUCAUCACGCUGAUGGAACAGAUGCAGUACUGCACCGUUGGCUUCUUCUACAAGAACCCGAAGAACCCGGUCUGGGUGAUGGGCUCGGAGACGCACCUGACGGUGCUGUUCAGCAACGAGCGGAGGCUAGUGUCGCCGGAAACGCCCAGCGAGGUGGCCCGGCGGGUGUUCCGGCAGUUCGACACCGAGGGCAGCAACUUCAUACCGAGCCCGCUGCUGCAGGACGUGCUGUGCGCGCUGGAUCUGGUCAGCGAGCCGGAGUACGUGGACCUCAUGCGCAAGAAGCUGGACCCGGAAAGCCUCGGCAUCAUCCUGCUGAACGAUUUCAUGAACGAGUUCUUCCCGACGGAGAAGAAGUCCGUUCCGGACACGUUCGACCUGCUGCACUACAACGGGAUCCCCAAUUCGAACUGCGACAACCGGGUGCGCUACAACAAGGGCCACGCCAUCCAGCUGGAGAGCGACGUGCGGAUGUGCAACCCGUCGGAUCCGAUGCUGACCUGCCUGCAGACCAAGUGGCCCAACAUCGAGGUCAACUGGAACGACUCGCGGACACCGUCGCUGAAUUGACCGCUCGAUGCGUACUGUUUGUUGUUGGCAUAAUUUACAUUUGCACAUGACGAUCCCGAUCCUCGAACCGGGAAGGGAGCGACACGUGUGCAUUAGGGCAUCUCCCUUUACCUUUAUGUGGAUACAAAACCAAAAUGCUCCUAGAUUUUUCUUUUUGGGACGGCAGACAACUUUUCAAGUUGAUUGUAUCGGACUAACACACGAUUGAAUGCGCCAUUUCUCCGGAACCUGUUUUUAGAAGCGAGCCCACACAAAUACAGUCACAGACAUAUAUGUAUCUCACUCACACUCAUACGCAGUUGAAGCAACCAAUCACACAAACUAAUCUACAGAACAGAAGAAUAAAUAGAUACUAACUCUGAAACACAAAGUAGAAAAUUUAACGAAAUAAGUAGAGACAACCAGGUAACCAGUUAGCACAUAAACUACUAGAGACAGAGAUGCGAGUUUCACUAUCUACUUACUACAAUUACCAAAAAAAAAACAGAAAGCCAUCAUAACCAAUCCCCAUUUUCUCAGACUACUCAAAUAACCAAACAACAGAUCAAUCAUUUAAAGUUUAAAACAGCUGCGCAUCAAAACAACCAACGAGAAAACAAUACAAAGAAGAUAUAGAAGAUGCAAUCUCCCUCAGAAAAGCGACAAGUGACCUGCGAAACAACGUGAAUGCAACAAAAAAAAAAAAAAGAAAGAAAGAAGAAACAGAAGGCGCGAAACGAAAACCGGGAAACAGGGAGGAAGAUUUGUGUUUAGUUCUUGGUUUUAUCACCCCCGCCCCAUUCUUCCUCCUCGCGAGAUAUUAUAACAAAUUGAAUUCCAUUUUCCGCAAACGUGUAAUGUGUAGAUUUGACCUUAAAUGAUUAAAGAUGAAAAAAAAAAAAACAAUGGAAAAAACGCGCGUAGGAUUAUAUAUAUUAGAAGAAUCAAGAAAUACGAAAACGAAAUCAAAGAAAAA
Molecule: messenger RNA, 3219 nt
Organism: Aedes aegypti (yellow fever mosquito)
Lineage: Eukaryota; Metazoa; Arthropoda; Insecta; Diptera; Culicidae
Product: ubiquitin carboxyl-terminal hydrolase MINDY-3 homolog
Exons: 5
Coding region: 669-2264 (531 amino acids)
Biological process (GO): protein K48-linked deubiquitination
Molecular function (GO): cysteine-type deubiquitinase activity; K48-linked deubiquitinase activity
Source: RefSeq, a predicted model, not a curated record